Messenger RNA from Purpureocillium lilacinum, 3396 nucleotides. The record is from RefSeq and is a predicted model, not a curated record. Lineage: Eukaryota; Fungi; Ascomycota; Sordariomycetes; Hypocreales; Ophiocordycipitaceae.
AUGGAUCGCGCACGGAAGCGCGAACUUCGCGCACUCAACGAGAGAGCCUGGAGCGGCGAAAAAGAUGUCUUCCCCGUCAGCGGCUCGCUCGACUCCUCUCUCAAGAAGAACACGGCCUUCAUCAAGAGACUGCGUACCGCCGUCACCGCCGCCACGCUGCCCACCUUCCUCCAGGAGAUCCGCACCCUGAGCCUGCACAAGUAUCUGUCCGAGAUCAUCUCGGCAUGCUAUGAGGGCCUCUGCAAGCUCAAGUCUCCAGGUGAAAUCGACGCCGGUGUCGAAAUUGUCAGCGCCCUCCACCAGCGCUUCGGUCCGGCCGAAUUCACGGAAUACCUCGCCUGGCUGCUCGGCAAGGGCAUGGCCACUCCCGACAAGAGCUUUCUCAAGACACUGUCCCCAGAGGCUCGUGAGAAGGAGGAAAAGGAGCGCAUCACCCGACAGCGGGCGCUGCUGCGCGUCAUCACCGAGCUCUGGCUCGUGGCCGUUCUGAGAACACUCGACGAUGCGACCAAGCCCGAUGACACAACCAAGGGCGCCGCUGGUAAGGUUCCAGAGCUCAAAGUGAGGAGCGGUGCCGGCAAGGCAACUGGCGGUGCCGAGCCUUUUCCCCUCGAAGUGCUCAAGGACCUCUUGGGCUACGACCGCGAACACGCCAACCUGCCUCUGCUUGUCGUCUUCGUCAAGGCCUUCAGCUGGGACAUUCUCGGGGUCAAGGCUGCAGGCGCUGAUGGCCGCAAGACAGUCGAGGAAGAUGGCAUGGCCAGUACAUUGAGCGCAGGCCGCUCUCAGGACGCCGACGGGAACACCGAGGCGAACGCGAGCGACCAGCCUCUGACCCCCCCGGACCUCGCCGACCGCUUUCGAUCCGUUCUGAAGCGAUACUUCGACGACGUCACAGCUCACAUUGUUCGCGAUCAAAAAUCAAUCCAGUCUCAAGCCCGGCGCAACGCUGAAGCCUACGUCAAGUCGGGCGAGGUCUUUGAAGACCGCCAGGCCAGCUACGAGAAGCUUGUCAAGGCACAGGACCGGCUGGUUUCGAACGCACAGGUCGUAGCCGACGCCAUCGGUGCCGAGAUGCCUGAUUUGAAAGAUGCAGAGGAUCCUCUUGCAACGUCAAGCGGCUCUAUUGGCUUGGUCAAGACGGGUGAUUACCUUCGCUCCAUGGCCGACGGUCCAGGCAUCUGGGCAGACGAAGAUGAACGGCGGUUCUACGAAAAUCUUGUAGAUCUCAAAGGCAAGGUCCCGCCUAUCCUUCUCGAGGAUGGCAAGAAGAAGAAAUCGGAUGGCGAUGAUCAAGUCGGCAGGAAGGUCGACCCGGCCGAAGGCUCUGACUCUACCAAGGCGGAAGUAAACGAUGACCAGUCCACGGCGAUCGCAAACAAGACGAUUGGAGCGCAGGUAGAUGCCUUGUUAGCCCGACUUCCGGAGCUCACGAACAAAGACGCCAUCGACCAGACUGCUGUCGACUUUUGCUUUCUCAACUCCAAGGCGUCGCGCAACCGGCUGGUCAAGGCCCUGACCGAAGUACCCAAGGGUAGAAGCGACCUGCUUCCGUCUUGGUCCCGCCUUGUUGCUACCUUGGGCCGAUAUAUGUCAGAUGUUCCGAAGGGGCUGGUCGAGUACCUCGAUGCCGAGUUUCGCAGCUUGCAACGCCGCAAGGACAAAGAUUUUCUCGGCCAAGUGCGACUAAGCAAUAUCCGAUAUCUGGCAGAGCUUACCAAGUUUGGCGCUGUGCCUGAGCACGUUGUGUUCCACUGCCUGAAGGUUAGCCUCGACGACUUUUCGCGGAUGAACAUCGAGAUCCUCUGCAAUUUGAUCGAAAACUGCGGCCGAUAUCUGCUCAAGAAUCCGGAUACCGCCCCACGAAUGGCCAGCUUCCUCGAGACGCUGCAACGCAAGAAAUCUGUUCAACACAUCGGACAGCCGGAAAGGAUGCUGAUUGACAAUGCCGUGUACUACGUUGACCCGCCGGAGCGGCCUGCCAUUGAGCAGGAAGAGCGAACGCCAAUGGAGCUCUUUGUUCGCAAGCUCGUCUACACAGACCUGACCAAGAGGAAUUAUGGCAAGGUUUUGAAGCAAAUCAGGAGGCUUCAUUGGGAAGAAGCCGAUGUCGUAGCAAUCCUUGAAAAGGUCUUCUCGAAGCCGGGCAAGGUUAAGUACGGGAACAUUCAUCUCCUUGGCAUCCUGCUAAGCGCCCUCCAUCGCUACCACCCCGACUUCGUGGUCAAGGUUGUCGACAACGUGAUUGAGUCCGUCAGUUUCGGCCUCGAGGUGAACGACUUCCGGUUUUUCCAGCGUCGCAUCGCUGAAGUCAAGUACCUCGGAGAGCUUUACAACUACCGCAUGCUGGAGCAUCCUGUAAUUUUUGACACGCUAUACAAGAUCAUGACCUUUGGCUACGGAGGACCGCCCGUACCCGGUCGCUUCAACGCGUUUGAUCCCCCAGACGACUUCUUCCGCAUCCGCCUUGUCGCCACCGUUUUGGAGACAUGCGGAAUGUUCUUCAAUCGUGGGGCUGCGGGGAAGAAGCUGGAUUACUUUCUUUCCUUCUUUCAGUACUACGUGUUCACCAAGGCUUCACUUCCCAUGGAAAUUGAGUUCGUCGUACAAGAUAUUUUCGCGCUCACGCGGCCACAGUGGAAGAUGGUCGCUGGUUUGGAGGAGGCGGCCAAGGCCUUCCAGCUUGCCAUCGCCCAGGACCAGAAGACGGCAGGGGCAGACAAGCAAGCCGAGCCGGAUGAUGUGUCUAGCGGAGACUCAUCGGACGACGACAACGGCGACGUCGACGAAGUCGAGCCGUACGGCGAUGGGGAGGACGAGAGCGCCUCGGAGGAAGACGAGGUCGAACAGGACGACGACGACGAAUCUGUCCAUGACAGCGACUUCAACGACGAGGCGAUUGUGGUCACGCGGCAGGAGGAGACGGUCGACCCGGAGGACGACGCUGACUUCGAGCGGGAGUAUGCCAAGAUGAUGGCCGAAAGCCUCGAGUCGCGCAAGUUUGAGCGCAAACCGCUCUUCGAUGUGCCCCUUCCGGUUCGGCCGAAGAACCGCGAAGCCUCGGCGGCGGGCCCGCAGAGCGAGGAAGCGCCGCCUGCGAGCAGCAGCACCAUGGCGUUUGCACUGCUAACCAAGAAGGGCAACCGCCAACAGACGCGGACGGUGGAACUUCCAUCGGACUCGACGUUGGCGAUUGCCAUGAAGACGCAGCAACAGGCGGAAAAGGAAGAGCAGCAACGCAUCAAGAAUCUGGUCCUCAACUACGAUCUCCAACAGAGCGAGGAUCAAGAGCCUCACGAACGGCCGUCGACAUUCUACCAUAACCGAGUUGAACGGCCGAGUAAGGAUCGUGGCCAGAGGGUUCGGAAACUGCAGCUGAGCGACGUCGACUGGUGA